Triticum turgidum subsp. durum (durum wheat) is the source of this 1278-nucleotide messenger RNA. Lineage: Eukaryota; Viridiplantae; Streptophyta; Magnoliopsida; Poales; Poaceae. The record is from the annotation of a GenBank genome assembly.
AUGGGAACCAAGAAGAAGACGAAGCCGAGCAGGGGCAGGAAGAAGCCGAGGACCAGCGCUGACCAGGCCCUGGCCCUGGACUACGUCCGCGCCUGGGCGCACCCCACGCCCCCUCCGGAACCCUCGACGGCCGAUGCCGUGGGCGGCUUCCUGCCGCCCCAUGCCGCGCGCAUGGCCUGCGGCGGCGGGGCCAACGUGCUGUUUGAGCUUCACUCCCACUCCAACCAUAGCGACGGGUUCCUGUCGCCCUCCGCUCUCGUCGAGCGCGCCCACCGCAACGGGGUGAAAGUUCUCGCUCUAACAGAUCAUGAUACCAUGGCUGGUAUACCGGAAGCUAUGUCUGCAGCUCAUAAAUGUGGCAUAAGAAUAAUUCCUGGCGUAGAAAUUAGUGCACUACAUUCUCCACGGGAAAUUCCUGGUGCUGGUGAACCUGUUCAUAUUCUUGCAUACUAUGGUAUGUGUGGCCCAUCAAGGUUUGAUGAGUUGGACAGCAUGCUCUUGAACAUUAGAAACGGGCGAUACCUACGCGCAAAGAAUAUGCUGGCAAAGCUAAACAGUUUGAAGGUGCCAAUAAAGUGGGAGCGUGUAACUAAGAUUGCUGGUGAGGGAGUGGCACCUGGUCGACUCCAUAUUGCAAGGGCUUUGGUUGAAGCAGGUUAUGUAGAUAAUGUCAGGCAAGCGUUUAAUAAGUAUCUUGGUGAUGAUGGCCCUGCAUAUGCCACAGGGAGUGAACCAUUUACUGAAACUGUGGUGCAGAUGAUUAGCCGUACUGGAGGUAUAUCUGCAUUAGCCCACCCAUGGUCAUUGAAGAAUCCGGAUGCCAUCAUUUGGUCCUUGAAAGGUGCUGGUCUUCAUGCUAUGGAGGUUUACAGAAGUGAUGGGAAGGUUGAUGGGUUUAGUCAAUUAGCUGAGAAGUACGGACUUCUGAAGCUUGGAGGUUCAGAUUUUCAUGGAAAAGGGACGAAAGACGAGACUGACGUUGGAGCAGUUAAGCUUGCUAUUACAACUUUGUCCUCCUUCUUGGAGAUGGCUCGGCCUAUCUGGUGUAGUGCAAUGAAAGACAUCUUACUGAAGUUUGCAGAGGAGCCAUCUGCUGCCAAUCUAGGGAAGAUACUUAAGUUUGGACAACCUGCAAAUUCUGAUGGCUCUGCACCAAUUGAUAGUGGUACGGAUGUUGUUAAUCUCUGCUUAUCUUCAUGGUUAAGUUAUGAUGAUAUGGAAGAUGUUGAGCUUGAGGAAGUACGAUCAAAGCUUGUUUGCUAUGCAGCAAAAACAUAA